GUUGAAAAGAAGGAGCAGGAAAUACAAGCCGAAGACGAAGAGGAUGAUCCAUUAGAUGCUUUCAUGGCGGAUAUCGACACAAAGGUCAAGGAAGAAGCGGAAAAGCCUUCUGAAGAAAAGGUUCGUCGUGAUGAUAUUGAAGACGAAGAUUAUAUGGAAAGCUAUAUGAACCACUUGAAAAAGAAGGGAAUUACCAUAGGACAAGGUGGGCCUGUAAUGGAACGAAACGAGGACGUCGACUCGGAUGAAGAGGUCUAUGCCACAGCCAGGGCAAUCGACAAUGCAGCAGAAGCACAAUAUGAUCCAGACGAUAUGUCAUAUGAUCCACAAGCCAAGAAAGAGAUUACUCCUUUACCAAGAAUGGAUCACUCGAAACAGAACUACAUCGAAAUUGAAAAAUGUUUUUACGAGGAACACGAGGACAUUGCUAAGCUCUCUGAAGAUCAAGUGAGACAAAUUAGAUUAGACCUCGAUAUGAGAGUAUCCGGGGCUGAUGUAGCCAAACCAUGCAUAUCCUUUGCACACUUCGGGUUUGAGGAAGAACUUAUGGAAACUAUUCGACGAGCUGGAUAUUCAGAACCCAGUGGGAUCCAGCGUCAAGCUAUUCCUGUUGCUUUAUCUGGACGCGACAUUAUUGGUAUUGCAAAGACUGGAUCUGGGAAGACUGCGGCAUUUUUACUGCCUAUGAUUGUGCAUAUUAUGGAUCAAGCAGAGCUUGAAAAGGGAGAUGGGCCAAUUGGAGUCGUACUUGCGCCUACAAGAGAGCUUGCUGAUCAAAUUUAUAGCGAAGCAAAGCGAUUUGCCAAGGCUUAUGGGCUACGCGUUGCGGUGGUCUACGGAGGUGCGAGUAAGCAGGACCAGUUCAAGACUCUACGAUCUGGAGUUGAAAUCGUGGUUGCAACGCCAGGCCGACUGAUUGACAUGAUCAAAAUCAAGGCGACAAAUUUUAGGCGUACAUCCUAUUUGGUGCUGGAUGAGGCUGAUCGCGUUUUUGAUCUUGGAUUUGAGCCUCAGGUCCGGUCCAUCUGUGAUAACAUUCGUCCCGACCGCCAAACCCUACUUUUCAGCGCGACAUUUCAAAAGCGUGUUGAGAAGUUGGCAAGAGAAGUAAUGACUGAUCCUGUGCGAAUAUCCAUUGGGAAUGUGGGCCAGAUCAAUUCGGAUGUUACUCAAGUAAUUCAGAUUCUAAAGGAUGACACUCUCAAAUGGAACUGGCUGAUGGAACGUCUUCAGAAUUUUGAAGCUUGCGAGUGCUUGCAUGGUGAUAUGCUGCAACAUGAACGUGACAAGGCUGUUCAUGACUAUAAAAACAAGCUUUUCCCAACCCUCAUUGCUACUGAUGUAGCUGCGCGUGGUUUGGAUAUUAAAUCAAUUCGCACGGUUAUCAACUUUGAUGUUGCAAGAGACAUUGACUCCCAUGUUCAUCGAGUUGGUAGAACGGGGCGAGCAGGAGAAAAGGGAACAGCAUAUACACUCAUUACAGAAAAAGAUGACCGCUUUGCUGGAGAUUUGGUCCGUAACCUGGAGGAGUUUGGCCAGACUGUUUCUCCUGAUCUGAUGAAGAUUGCGAUGCAGAACUCAAGAUUCAGGAAAUCUAGGCAGUUUAUGGGAGGCCAGAGGGGUGAAAGAGGAAGUCGUGGGAGCCAUGGUGGCAGAGGCCGUGGAGGC
This is a messenger RNA of Lobosporangium transversale, 1668 nucleotides long. RefSeq names its product P-loop containing nucleoside triphosphate hydrolase protein. The annotation marks the transcript as partial. The transcript is spliced from 8 exons. The record is from RefSeq and is a predicted model, not a curated record. Gene Ontology annotation, molecular function: RNA binding; RNA helicase activity; ATP binding. NCBI's taxonomy places the organism in Eukaryota, Fungi, Mortierellomycota, Mortierellomycetes, Mortierellales, Mortierellaceae.